Rotaria sp. Silwood1 is the source of this 252-nucleotide messenger RNA. The record is from the annotation of a GenBank genome assembly. NCBI's taxonomy places the organism in Eukaryota, Metazoa, Rotifera, Eurotatoria, Philodinida, Philodinidae.
AUGGAUAAACUAAGUAAAUCAGUUGAAGUUUUAAAAUUACUUUCAACAACAACAUCAGAAACAUUAAUAAUCAAAAGUAACAAUGAAAAUUAUUUUAAAUUAUCUACAACUAGUGUGGAAACAUUAUUUAUAACAUGUGAUGAAAAUGAUUAUAAUAUACGAUUCGCUACCGAAGAAAGUUUUAAUAAAUUUGUCAAAAAUUUAAAAGAAGCAGAUUUAACAAGAAUUCAAGUUGAAUUACAUCGAAUUUAA